AUGGCAAAGAAUAAAGGCACUACAUGCUCCAAGGUGCAAUCGCGUGAAAUGUUACCUGUUCCAAUUCUUGAGAAAGGAGUUUUUCGUUUUGAUUGUUCUGUGCAUGAUAGAAAUAAUGCAUCACCGAGCAUUUCUUUCAAAAAUCCAAAAUGCAGGGAUACACCAAUUACGAACUGUCAUGUAAAUCCAACCUACACUCCGACAUUUGAAUGUGUUAUGGGAGAACAAAGAGUAAAUAUUGAGUUGCCGUCUGGUACCUCUUUUUAUGGAACUGGAGAAGUAAGCGGUCAGCUGGAGCGAACCGGAAAGAGAAUUUUUACUUGGAAUACUGACGCAUACCUCUACACUGUGGAGACAACUUCCUUGUAUCAAUCCCAUCCUUGGAUUCUAGCUGUUCUCCCUGAUGGAAAAGCAUUAGGGGUUCUUGCAGAUACUACUAGACGAUGUGAGAUUGACUUGACGAAGGAAUCAAAUAUAAAGAUCAUUUCUCCAUCAUCAUAUCCUUUGAUCAUAUUUGGUCCAUUUUCUUCACCAGCAGAUGUUCUUAUGUCUUUCUCCCGUGCUAUUGGUACUGCUUUUAUGCCACCCAAAUGGUCACUGGGCUAUCAGCAAUCUCGUUGGAGCUAUGAUUCUGAUGCACGAGUUCGUGAGAUUGCAAGAACAUUUCGUGAAAAAAAAAUACCUUGUGAUGUCAUAUGGAUGGACAUAGAUUACAUGGAUGGUUUUCGAUGUUUCACAUUUGAUAAGGACCGGUUCUCGGAUCCGAAGUCUCUUGUAGACUAUCUUCAUCAAAAUGGUUUCAAAGCAAACUGGAUGCUUGACCCAGGAAUCAAACACGAAGAGGGUUAUUUUGUCUACGACAGUGGUUCUAAAAGAGAUAUCUGGGUUCAAACAGCUUCCCAGAAGCCGUUUGUAGGGAAGGUGUGGCCUGGGCCUUGUGUAUUUCCAGACUUCACAAAAUCAGAAGCCCGCUCAUGGUGGGCUAGUCUUGUCAAGGACUUUGUUACUAAUGGUGUGGACGGUUUGUGGAAUGAUAUGAAUGAACCGGCAGUUAUGGAGACUCAAACUAAGACAAUGCCUGAGAGCAAUAUUCAUAGGGGAGAUCCAGAAUAUGGAGGCAAACAGAACCAUUCACACUAUCACAAUGUUUAUGGUAUGCUGAUGGCAAGAUCAACAUAUGAAGGCGUGAAACUAUCUAACGAACAAAAACGUCCAUUUGUCCUUACUCGAGCUGGGUAUGUGGGUAGCCAAAGGUAUGCUGCUACGUGGACAGGAGAUAAUGCGUCUACUUGGCCGCAUCUUCAUAUGAGUAUCCCUAUGGUUCUUAAUCUGGGGCUUAGUGGACAGCCAAUUUCAGGGCCAGAUAUUGGUGGAUUUUCUGGGAAUGCAACACCAAAGCUGUUUGGAAGGUGGAUGGGUGUGGGCGCUAUGUUUCCUUUCUGUCGUGGGCAUUCUAUUAGAAAUAGCGUUGAUCAUGAGCCAUGGUCUUUCGGAGAAGAGUGUGAAGAAGUUUGUCGAUUGGCAUUGAGGAGGCGGUAUCAGCUUUUACCUCACAUAUAUAAUCUGUUUUACUUAGCACAUACAGUGGGUAUCCCAGUGGCAACUCCAACCUUUUUUGCUGAUCCCAAAGAUAUUGAGUUAAGAAAACAAGAAAAUUCAUUCUUGUUGGGACCACUUCUUGUAUAUGCCAGCACCACGGAAGAUCAGGUGUCAAGUCAACUGCUGCGCAAGUUGCCUAAAGGAAUAUGGAUGAGUUUUGAUUUUGAAGAUUAUCAUCCGGAUUUGCCAUCCCUGUAUCUAAAAGGAGGAUCCAUCAUUCCUUUGGCUCCUCCUUAUCAACAUGUUGGUGAAGCUAAUCGUACAGAUGAUAUAACUCUGCCGGUGGCUUUGGAUGAACAUGGUAAAGCUGAAGGUUUUCUCUACGAAGAUGCUGGUGAUGGAUAUGAAUACCUUGAAGGAAAAUACUUGUUGACAACAUGUGUUGCUGAACUUCAGUCUUUUGUGGUAACCUUAAAAGUUUUGAAAUCUGAAGGGUCUUGGGAUAGACCAAAGCGCCGCUUAAAUGUGAAAUUACUGAUUAGCAUUGGUGCUGUGCUUGAUGCGUGGGGUACUGAUGGGGAGGUUGUGCAAAUCAAAUUUCCCACAAUCCUACCCGAAACUGUCUCUCGCCCCUUCCGACUCGCUCACCGCCUGCAGUUCUCCGGGGAGGUGUGGCCUGGGCCUUGUGUAUUUCCCGACUUCACAAUGUCAGAAGCCCGUUCAUGGUGGGGUAGUCUUGUCAAGGACUUCGUUACUAAUGGCGUGGAUGGUUUAUGGAAUGAUAUGAAUGAACCAGCUCUUUUAAAGACUGAAACGAAGACAAUGCCUGAGAGCAAUAUUCAUAGGGGAGAUCUAGACUAUGGUGGCAAACAGAACCAUUCACACUAUCACAAUGUUUAUGGUAUGCUGAUGGCAAGAUCAACAUAUGAAGGCAUGAAACUAGCUAAUGAACAAAAACGUCCAUUUGUCCUUACUCGAGCUGGGUUUGUGGGUAGCCAAAGGUAUGCUGCUACGUGGACAGGAGAUAACGUGUCUACUUGGCAGCAUCUUCAUAUGAGUAUCCCUAUGGUUCUUAAUCUGGGGCUUAGUGGACAGCCAUAUUCAGGGCCAGAUAUUGGUGGAUUUAUUGGGAAUGCAACACCAAAGCUGUUUGGAAGGUGGAUGGGUGUGGGCGCUAUGUUUCCAUUUUGUCGUGGGCAUUCUGAUAAGCGUAGCGUUGAUCAUGAGCCUUGGUCCUUCGGAAAAGAGUGUGAAGAAGUUUGUCGAUUGGCAUUGAGGAGGCGGUAUCAGCUUUUACCUCACAUAUAUAAUCUGUUUUACUUGGCACAUACACUGGGUAUCCCAGUGGCUACUCCAACCUUUUUUGCUGAUCCCAAAGAUAUUGAGUUAAGAAAACAAGAAAAUUCAUUCUUGUUGGGACCACUUCUUGUAUGUGCCAGCACCACAGAAGAUCAGGUGUCAAGUCAACUGCUGCGCAAGUUGCCUAAAGGAAUAUGGAUGAGUUUUGACUUUGAAGAUUAUCAUCCGGAUUUGCCAUCCUUGUAUCUAAAAGGAGGAUCCAUCAUUCCUUUGGCUCCUCCUUAUCAACAUGUUGGUGAAGCUAAUCGCACAGAUGACAUCACUCUGCUGGUGGCUUUGGAUGAAAAUGGUAAAGCUGAAGGUUUUCUCUAUGAAGAUGAUGGUGAUGGAUAUGAAUACCUUGAAGGAAAAUACUUGUUGACAACAUAUGUUGCUGAACUUCAGUCUUCCGUGGUAACCUUAAAAGUUUUGAAAUCUGAAGGGUCUUGGAAUAGACCAAAGCGCCGCUUAAAUGUGAAAUUACUGAUUUGCAUUGGUGCUGUGCUUGAUGCCUGGGGUACUGAUGGGGAGGUUGUGCAAAUCAAAUUUCCCACAGGAGUCGGUGCAGAGUGA
Messenger RNA from Fraxinus pennsylvanica, 3450 nucleotides. The record is from the annotation of a GenBank genome assembly. NCBI's taxonomy places the organism in Eukaryota, Viridiplantae, Streptophyta, Magnoliopsida, Lamiales, Oleaceae.